Molecule: messenger RNA, 726 nt
Organism: Acaulospora colombiana
Lineage: Eukaryota; Fungi; Glomeromycota; Glomeromycetes; Diversisporales; Acaulosporaceae
Source: the annotation of a GenBank genome assembly
AUGGGAUCAUUAAAGUAUAAUUAUUCUGUUGAAUACACAGGGGUCGGAAGGCUAAAGGAUAGUGAUCCAGCGGUAGGAUUCGCCACGCAAAUUGCCAUAUUCCGGGAUUUACAACCAGAGACUAAACCCUCUGUAACCAACUUCGGAAGUUAUGAACAUCUCGAGAGAAUCGUGUUUCCGUUUUAUGAUGAACCGGAAAAAAGUGUUCCGGAGAUUCUCGACGUGAUUCAUUAUUACAUGCAAUAUAUUUGCAAUCCGGUCGUGCAACUUAGCGGGAUUAAGCCAAAUCACGUUAAAACUGAUGAUCUCUGGGGUAUUCAUAAAAUUAGACAACUCUGCAAAAGUAGGGACAGAUUGAGAGAAGUAAUUGGCACGAGCGCAGAAUUUACAUUACUUAACGAGGAUGAGAUAAUUGCGCAUAGAGAGUAUAAACUUGACACACCAGAUGAAGAUGAAUACGAGUCAUGCGCGAAUGGGACACUUGGUGAUGAUUCAGGUUGGCCAACUAACGAAUUUGACGACGAUUCAGGUUACCCAACUAACAAAUUUGACGAUGAUUCGGGUUGGCCAACCGAAGAACUUGGUGAUAAUCCAGGUUGGACGACUAAAGAAUUUGACGAUAAUUCGGGUUGGGCAACUAAGAAGUUUGAUAAUGACUCGGGUUGGCCAACCAAUAAAUUUGAUGGCAAUGAAAUUUACCACGAUGGUUGGUGCAACGAGGGGUAA